ACAUUAAACAGCUUAGAUAUGUUUUAUGGUGUUAUAUGUUUAUCUAAGAUUGUUAUCUUUUUCAAAUAAAUAUAUCUGAAUUUAUUGCGCGUGACAGUUGUUCUUUUCUGGUCGACACCCAUAUGUCCGGUAUUACGGUAAAAAAAAAAAAUCGUAUUACGAACACAGUAUUCUGACCAAUCACUGGUCUUUUGAUAGCCGGCUGACAGGACAGGUGUUUGUAUGACAGCCGUUUACAGGAAAUCAGUGGUUACUCUUGACUUGAAGGGGCUUCGAAACAGAAAAUAACGUCUGACGGAAACGUUGUAUAUCAAACUCUCUACCCACGGAGUUGAAAUUGUGGGUUUUGCGAGAUGAGUGCUCUGACUUUGCAGUCAGCAAGCCUGGCCCCAGGAGUGCAGAAGCAGCAGCAGGCAACAUGUGGGAGAAGUUUGACUUCAAAUUAUUCUCCCCCAAGUCUGGAGAAUAAGUUCUUAGCUCAAACCUCCACAAUAAUGCCCCAGCUUUCCUCCCCACUCAUAGAUUUUGCAGCACAGCCUUCCUCUUGCUCCUCUCUCCAACCCUCCAAACUAUCUUCCACCUCAUCCUCCCUUCUCUCCACCUCUUCCUUCGCAGCCUCCUUCACUUCUCCCCUCCUAAGCACCCAGAACAAGCUCCUAGACAGUAACUUAUCUCAUCAUUCUUUUUCCUUGACCUCCUCAGUCCCUAAUGACUCUUUGCUCCCCACAUCCCUGGCCAGUGGUGCUCUACUCACUAACUUUGCUCAAACUCCUUCAUUCUUCCACCAUCAUCUCAUGAGUAAAGAAGAGAAAAGGAAUGAUGGAGGGGAUCCAGAUGAUAGAUAUGAGAUAUCUGAAGUGAUGCCUUUCAGUUUUGAAGAAACAAGUGUGAUUUCUGAGGAUGAAGAUAAUGAGGCUGACGAAAUUGAUGCUGAGAAAACUAUGGACUUGCCUGUACUGGAAACAGAGUUGAUGGAACAAGAAUUUGAACAAACCGAGGUUGUCAGACAGGAGGAAUUUGGAGAGGUCGAAAGAGGAAACGAGAAGGCCGAAGAGGAGCUGAAAGACAAAAAGUAUUUCCUCUUGAACAUUGUGUGUUGCUCUCUGGUCAAUGAGAGCACAGCUCCAGGCCAGAAGGACUGGGACUCAGAGGACAGUGUUUGGACCAGAAUCACAAACCUGGCAAAGGAUAUUUCUGCCUAUGACCCACAGUUUCUUCUGAAGGUGGCACUUUACACUCGACAGAAGCUAAAUAUUCGGAUCACUGCGAACUUCUUAUUGGCUCUGGCUGCCAACCUGCCGCCCACCAAGCCACAUGUCCGCAGAUACUUCUGUGCUGCUGUACAGCUGCCGUCUGAUUGGCUGGAAAUAGUCAGAAUCUACAGUACAUGCUUCAGCCGCUCUCUGCCGAUGUGCCUGAAGAAGGCGAUGGCUGACAAGUUCAAGCAGUUCAGCGAGUAUCAGCUGGCCAAAUACAACACACGCAAGCACCGCUGUAAGCACAACCGCAACAAGCGCAAAGCAAAGAAGCCAACCGAUAAACAGAUCAAGGAGUGGGCGGACUUGGUCAGAUCAAAUGCAUCAAUUCUAAAGAACUUUUUGCAGUUAAAGGUGGUGGAUAAGAAGCAGAGCGAGUUCAGCAUAAAGAAGAUGAUCAAGAGGCUUCACAUCAAAGAACCGGCUGAACACGUUAUGGCCAUUCUGGGGAAAAAGUAUCCAGCUGAUGUGAAGGCAUUCACACACAGUGGAAUGAAAGGCGUGUGGGACAGGGAGAGAGCUGGGCAGCGAAUGAAACUUAAGGAGCCGCAGACGUGGGAACGGCUGCUCAGUAUGGAGGGCAACAAGGCCGCCACCUGGGAGAAGCUCAUAGACACCAAGUCUCUUCCAUUCAUGGCCAUGCUGAGAAAUCUGAGGAACAUGAUUACUAAGGGCAUCAGUGAGGCUCAUCACAACAAGAUCCUCAGCAGACUGACCAAUGAGAAAGCAGUUAUUCAGAGCCGACAGUUUCCUUUUAGAUUCCUUGCUGCCUACAAAGUCAUCAUGGAGCUCUACGCUAUGGCCUCUGCAGUACAGCAACAACUACCCUCUGCCAACAAGAUCCUGAUGGACAUCCUGAAGAAGAUUCCCAAAAGCCAGCGCUUAAAGCGGCUGACGUGGGAAACGACUAAAAAGAGCAGGAUCAGGCUGACACUCAGGGUGCCGUUUAUCUCUCGAAUGUAUAGAAUGAAGAAGGCCCAGCUCAUAAAAGCCAAUCAGAGGAACUACACUGUUGCACUGUUGGACCGUUACCGUAAAGCUCUGGAAACUGCCGUUCAGAUCUCCUGUCGUCACAACGUGCCUCCGCUCCCUGGACGGACACUCAUCCUGCUCUCUCCGGGCAUCUAUUACGAUCAGUCUGCGAUCAAGAAACUGGACUUCUGCCUGCCUCCUGACCCAGAGGAACAAGAAAAUGAAGAAAAAGAGGCAGAAAACCCAAAACCGAAAGGCAGGAAGACGAAUAUCGAGGAUCAUGACAAACUCACUCCAAGUAAGAUAGAGGUUGCAGUUUUGCUCGCUCUGAUGAUCUCCAGCAGUACAGAGGAUUGUGAGUUGUGCAUAACUUAUUCCAAUCAGUGGGAAGAAGCAAAGCUGAAGUCUGAUGUCCUGUUGGAAAAUGUCAGAAGUGUGCUCAAGCAAAUAAAGAACAUUUAUGAAGACAACUCUGAAGAAUGUGACACAGCUUACUUUGACAGAAUAUUAAAGAGCAAAAAGGUGAGCAACAUCAUCGUGCUGUCUGAGUCCUGGAUAAGUACAGAAGUCCGCUUUGCCAUCAGGAACUACAGGACGGAAAUAAACAGCAGUUCCCUUGUAGUGCACAUUUGUUCAGAUAGUGAUGGAAACUCAGAAACCCUCGACAGGAACCACGUAGUGCUGACAGGCUUCAGUGAGCAGGUGCUGAGGUUUGUGGCAGAGAGAGGAUCUUCCAGGCUGCUCGAUCACGUGGAGCAUUUAGACAAAUUAUAUAACAUUCCUCCACCAGAGGGGGGUCAACACUCUCAGACCACGAGCAAUGUGGUCUCAAUACCGACAAGCCCAAAAUUAAGAUGGCAAGGUGUGCGGGUGUUCAUCUCCUCCACGUUCAGAGACAUGCACUCUGAACGCGACAUCUUGGUGCGCAGCGUCUUCCCAGAGCUACGCCGGCGCGCUGCACCACACUGCCUCUACUUGCAAGAGGUAGAACUGCGUUGGGGUGUGACAGAGGAGGAGUCUGAGCGGGCCUCAGAGUUAUGCCUGUCAGAGGUGUGUCGCAGCCAGAUGCUGGUGGGAAUCCUCGGGGAGAGAUACGGUCAGGUGCCCCCCAAACCUGACCUACCAGACCUCCCACAGUACAGCUGGCUGGCCUCAGCCCCAGCAGGUCUGUCCAUCACAGAGAUGGAAAUCCGUCAGUUUCAGGCUCUUUAUCCCGACGUAGCACACCAGCGAAUGCUUUGCUACUUUAGAGAUCCGAACAUCAUCAAUUCAGUUCCUGUGGCUUGGAGAUCACAUUUUGCUCCUGAAUCAACGGACGCUGCACAUAAAAUGGCCUCUCUGAAGGGAAGACUCUUGUCCGGUGAUGUCAAGGUCACAGAAAAUUAUUCGUGUGAGUGGGGAGGCGUUGUGGAUGGGAAACCAUAUCUGAAAAACCUGGAGGACUUUGGCAACGCUGUGCUGGAGGACCUUUGGAUGGCUGUCAAAAAGCUGUUUGUCGACGAGGCUGAGGAGGCUGAGGCUGCAUCAGAGGUGUUGGAGCAGGAGGUCCACCAGGAGGCGAUGCAGAGGCAGUUUUUUGGCAGGUCGAAGCUCCUGUCUAACGCUGUGGAUUUGGUGGAGCAGGCCCAGACCAAAGGAGGGAUGAUUGUGGUGGAGGCAGGACCUGGAGAAGGCAAAACUGUCUUCAUGGCUGCUCUAGCUGAGGCCCUCAGGACUGGAGUUAAGUCCAGGAAAAACCUCGUCUGCGAUGUAAUCUCUUACUCUACAGCCGCCAGCCAAUCAGCACACUCUGUGGAAAAACUCCUUCGGUGUCUUGUUAAGUGGCUGAGAAAGAUAAAGGGCACAGAGGAGGAAUCGCCUUUUCCUCACUCGUAUAAAGAUUUGCUGUCAGAGUUUCACUCCACAUUAAGUAAUAUAAAGAGGAACAAACCUCUGGUGCUGCUAGUUGAUGGGGCAGAUCUUGUCCAGGAUGGCAGAGGUCAGGUCAGCUCUGAUUGGAUCCCACAGCAGCUUCCACGGGUCACCUGGGGAGAAAAGGGUGUCUGUUUGGUGGUGAGCAUCACGUCUAAAGCAGCUCUGUUACAAACACUAACCAAGAAAAAAGGGACGCUCCUGUUUACGCUGGGACAGCUUACCUUGCCAGACCGAAAGGAGAUCGUUCAGAAGGAACUGGAUGCAUUUGGCAAGAAACUCAGCGACUCUGCUUUCAACAACCAGCUCCAGACACUAAUAUCCAAGAAGGGAGCAGUCAGUCCUCUUUACUUGCACCUGGCUUGUGAAGACCUGAGGAACUUUGCUUCUUUUGACAAGCUGAAGGAGAGCCUGCAGGACUUGCCGCAGUCUCUGAGACAGCUGGUGCAGUACAGCCUGCAGAGACUCUGCUCACAGUACAGAGGCAUGCUGGGACUCCGCUGGGCCCUGGCUACACUCACUGUCAGCACCACAGGCCUGAAGGAGAGAGAUUUAUACUCUGUGUUGAACACAUGCAAUGAUUUGUCUUUACGGGAUGGACAAGUCACAUGGCAGGAAGUGCUGCAGUUGUCCAGAGAGCCCAAAGGACGCAUUCCUAUGGCAACCUUCACCCGCAUAGUGCAGAGUUUACAAAGUCUGAUUGGUCCAUCUCAUUGCCACAAUACUGACGACCUGCUGGCUUUAACCAAUCCGGAGGUGAAGCAAGCCUUUGAGGACUUUUUUCUCCCCACAGAAAGUGACAAAACCAGAGCUUACCUCACACUGGCAGCUCAUCUGUGGACACAAGCUGACCCUCGGGGCCAAAAUACCUUCCUUCAUUGUGAAGCCAACUCUAUCACGCACCUGCCUUCUAGCCUGAUUAAAAGUGGACAACUGGGGGAACUUUCUUUCCUGCUUUCCAGCUAUUAUUUCCUUUACGCUAAUGUGCGCCACGGCUUCCUGCACCACCUCUUUGAAACAUACAGCUGGUAUGAUAAGAACCAAGAGUCUGCACCAUCAUCUUCCAUCCAGGACGAUUUAAAGGAUUGCCGUAAUUUCUUGCGGCGUCAUGCCUCCACACUCUCCUCCUGGCCAGCUCUUUUCAUUCAGCAGGCCCUCAAUGAACCUCAAGAGACCCCCGCUCACACCUGGGGAAAAGGCAUGGUGGGCAAAGGAGGAGUGCGGGUAAUUGAGUGUCUGAACAUUGAUGGGAACAGUGAUGGUGAAGAAAAAAGCGAGCUGCUGUCAACCUUCCCCUCGGAGCCCACCUCUCUGGUUGUGAGCCAGGAUGACCAGAUGAUGGUGGUUGGUACCGGCGAGGGAACUCUACAUUUCAUCCACACGCAGACUGGACAGGAGGUGAAGUCUCUGAUCAGCAGCUGUGACGGCAUCUCGAGCUGUGUCUUCCUGAAGGACUUACGACUUGCUACCACCUCCUUUGAUGGGCGAAUAGAAGUGUGGGACAUUGAAAAUGGAUGCAGGACUGACGUUAUUGAUGGCCACACUAAUAUGAUAACAGGAAGUGAUGUCACUGCAGACAAGAAGCACCUCGCCACGGUUUCCCUCGACUGCAUGAUUAAAGUGUGGUCUUCUGAUAAAGGUACUGAAGUGUCCUCCGUGCUCAGCAGAAGCCCUAUGAACUGUGUGACCUUUGACCCUAAGGGUCACCUUCUGGCUGCUGGCUGCUGGAAUGGAAAUGUGAUCAUGUGGAACUGGCUCAAGAAUAAAAAACUAACACUCAACCUCUGGUCUGGAGGACUUGGACGUUCUGUCACUGAAUUAAAAUGUGAUGAUUGGAUGCAGGAACCACCUCUGAAAAAGCUAAAGGCUGUAACGUCUCAGCCUGCUGCUCUGUGUGUGGCUGUGAAUGGAGACUAUGUUGCUGUGGGAUACCACGCUGAUGGCAUCAAACUUUUCAGCCUCAGAUCAGGUGAGAAGAUUUGGGCCUCCGUGGACCUGGACGUGUCUGUACCGUGCAUGCUGUGGGUCAUUUUAGAAGCAGAGCAGACCGACACCGAUCUGCUGGUGUCUGGAGGAAGUGACAAAUUUCUGCGGGUGUGGAAGAGAAAACAAGAAGAGGAGGGAAUGACGGAAGUCCUGGAAAUGGUGGGAGUGUUUGGUGUGCAAUCGGGCACCAUCCAGGCACUCGCACAAAACUCCACGUACCUGGCGACAGCUUCAGAUGACUUCACCAUUGGGCUGUGGUUAUUGUCUGAUCUGACCUGUGACCCUCCGAUCCAGCCAAAUUCAAUACUGAGGGGCCACAGUGGCGGAGUCACAUGUCUGGCUUUCAGUCCAGAUGGUGCACAGCUGCUGUCUGGUGGAAAAGAUCAGGCUCUGAUGGUGUGGGAUGUGACUGCUCCUGCUGUUCGUUCUAAGACUCUGCCUCAUGCUCACCGAGACUGGGUCACAGGCUGCGUUUGGACUCCAGACUGCGUGUUAAGCUCUUCAAAUGACGGCAGACUUUGUUUGUGGGACCUUCAGGCUGGGCAGUGUCUGAGGGAAAUCUCCUGGACAAGUCCACUUACCUCUGUCUGCUGUCUGGGACAAUAUGUGAUAGCCAGCUGUGCAGAGGGGGCACUGCAUGUCUGGAAGUGGGAAACAAACACUGAAAUCUGCCAUAUUUCUGCUCACAUGAGACGCAUACACCACUGCUCUCUCCUCCCAAAUACAGACAAAGGGAAGGAAGUGAAGUCAGAAGAAAUGUCCGUUUUCACAGCGUCUGAUGAUGGCACAGUGAAAUUUUGGAAACCCUUACAGGUGGAGCACUUUAGCACCUUUCGCGGUCACAGCGGUGCGAUUCAUGGAGUCGUUUGCAAGGAAAGGGUCCCACAAUUCUUCACUGUUUCUGAAGACCGCUCGCUGCGAUGCUGGACAUGGGCAAGAGCAAGUCCUCCAAACCUGAAAGGCUCGGUCACAGCUCUGUGCUUCUGUCAAAAUGAUGACCUGCUCCUCGCUGGGUAUGAAUCUGGUUUGCUCGAGUUGUGGCAAAACAACUCAGUGGUUGGCCACAAGCAGCUUGGUGAAGGUAACCACCUACACAGUCAGUGAACCAGUGGUGCGCCUCUUCUACUGCACUGCUUUAUUUGGGGUGAACAAAACUGGAGAAGUAUUUGAUGUGGCACCCAAGAACAAUGAGGGCAGCUGGCACAAUAAAGUCAACAAUUGGCACUAUGAAGUUGAAUUUCACUGCGUGAUCCACAAUGAUAAGAAAAGCGUGUGGCUGGUGGGUGAAUCAAAGGGAGAGAUUUACAUCGGCUUCCUUUUUCCCAUGAGUCGGGAAACAUCCCUUCAAACAGCUUUCAGUGAACUGAACAUGAAAUGUGACGAGGAAGAGGAGGGGAAGAAGAAGAGGACCCUGAUAACAGCUGUGAUAAUGGA
Messenger RNA from Pundamilia nyererei, 7559 nucleotides. It is a transcript of the gene tep1, whose product is annotated as telomerase-associated protein 1. Gene Ontology annotation, biological process: telomere maintenance via recombination. The transcript is spliced from 51 exons. The coding region runs from base 354 to 7229 and encodes 2291 amino acids. Lineage: Eukaryota; Metazoa; Chordata; Actinopteri; Cichliformes; Cichlidae. Gene Ontology annotation, molecular function: telomerase RNA binding; protein binding; telomerase activity. The record is from RefSeq and is a predicted model, not a curated record. Gene Ontology annotation, cellular component: telomerase holoenzyme complex.